UUUCUUUCAGUUAGUCGAGCUUUGAUCGCUCACGCGGUGUGAUGUGUCGUUGACAAUAACAAAGUGAGACGCGUAUUCAAUAUUUUUCAUAAAUUAUUCACGUGGCUUGCAAACAUAAACAAAAAUAGUGAUACAAACGGACACUACUGGAUUGUAUUGGUGUGUUAUGACACUAACUGUGAUUGAUAUAAUAUUGUAUUGUGAUAUUUUUAGAUUUUUAUUUCGGUGAUGACUGAUGAUGUUCCAUGGCAAUAGUACUCACGUUAUGGUGUUCGCGUAGUGUUUAUUAGUUACAAUAAGUGGUAAUUGACGUUGCCAUGGCGGCGUUUAAUUUUAGCGUGUGUAUUGUACUUGUUUUAUACCAGCUCUCAGUGGCUUAUAGUGACGAGGCCUCCUCGGAGUCAACGGACCUUGGAAUAAAUGAUGGCAAAGAAAGCGACACAGACGGGGUCCGGUGCUACUGCAACACGGCCGAGUGUGUCAGCACCGGGUAUCUUUGCCGGUCUCCGCGCGGCGGCGGCUGCUACAGCGCGCUGCCUCGCCGCACGCACCACGCCAUGCACGGCUGUCUGCAUCAUUUAGCUGACAUAGAAGAUGAUGCGCUGAACCGGUGUCACAACUCGCCGGUGUCGGGAAGACCGCCGCCGUCAGCAGACUACUCCUUGGUGCUGUGCUGCUUCAGGGACCUGUGCAACCACGAGGACAGUCCCCAGGCUAGGGCCAGGCUCAACAUGACGUCUAAUGAUCUAGACUCAAACGCGGUGGCGAGCGAACGCGGCGCGAACUACAACAGCGAGGUGUGGUUUAAGGCGGCCACCAUCGCCGUACCGGUGUGCGGCGCGCUCAUACUGUUCAUACUGGUCGCGAUAGCUGUACGGAUGCUGAAGGCGGACGCUCUGUUGCACGCCGAUCGGAAAUUAAGAGGCGGCUACAUGUCCCCCCUCCAGCACAACACAGAAGACGUCAAAAAAGUGUGGGUCGGGACCCCCACGGCCCCACUUCUCGUAGCGCCGGGCGGCUGCGUGGUGGCCGUGGAGCGAGCCCAACUAGUGGACGUGCCAAGCCCACUCUGUGAUAUCCAGCGGUAGACUGCUAGUGCCACUAAUCUCUUUGGCGGGCUGUGGUAGAUGGCGGUGUGUGUGUCAGUGUGUGGGACCUUCGGAAAUAAUACCCUCUUGUGUCAGUAAUAGAGACUAAAUUGGUCUGCAGAUUGAACUCGGAUUAAACCAAUCAAAAUAAGUGAUGCGAGCGUAACGAUAAAGCUUUGUCCUGAUUAAUCAAUUUUUGCGAUCGAUCCGGAGUUUAUUAUUAUGGCCGUAAAGCGACCAUGAUAGAGCUUAUUUUUCUACACUUUAAAAAUGCCAAUGUCGCUAUUACUUUCGAUUGCUUAUAGCGAAAAAUGAUAUGGAAAUUGCAUAAAUAUUUAAGAGAUUCGAAGAAAUUUAACAUUUUACUUAUCUCAAGCUACUAUUAGAUAUUGAACAAAAAUGCAUUUUAUAAAUUAUGUGUAAAAUUUUAAUUGCAUUGCCAUAUCAUUUCUCGCUUCAUACAAGAUGCAAAAUAAAAAUUAAAUCAUCUAAGGGUUGAUUUUUUAAUAGUCCGAUAAAAAAUCUAAUAAAUUAUAACUUGACUGAAUAGAAAAGUCAAACAUUUCACCUAUUCUAUCUACACGACUGAAAUUUUUAAUUUGCUAGUGUUGUAUUUUGUCUUAAAUAAACUUAUAUCUGAUUAUUGAACAAUCAGCCCUCACUCAUAUAAAACUAUUUUCUCAGGGGCCUUAUUCCGUCCAUGAGGGCAAAUCCAUCUUUUUUCAAUUACAGGCUUUCUAGUCGAAGGACAGCUUUAAUUGUCAUAUAGGUAAAUCUUUUAUCUAUACUGCUCUUAAAGCAUCUGUCUGCUGUCAUGUUUUAAGUAGAACACCCGUGAUUGCAAAAAGGCGCAUAUAUCCCAACAGACGGAAUAGGCCCUUUGACUUUUCCAUAUUUUACAUAUAAUUUGGUUGUGCACAUUAUAUAAAAACGAAUGUAUGGUUGUUAAAUUAGAUGUAUCGAAACGUUUCACCGCGCAUUAGGGCUCGAUCCAUUGAGAGUGGAAACGCCGCGUUCCGCACGCUCAGCGGUGAAAACUAUUGAAUCUAUACAAAUUUGAUCUCAGAUAUACGUGUAUCCGUCAUUACACUCUCAGCCCGCUGGUAUACCAAAUCUACCACAUUGUAUAUUUAAUUUUGUAAGUGCUUCGUGUUCCUCUAUUGUAAUCUUUGUAAAUGUACUCCCUUUAAGAUUGUGACAGUAACUUAUACAGUUACCACGUGGUAUAUACCGAAUUUACCAUUUAAACAUGCCAUCAUGUGAAUAGGAUAGGUGACCAUUAAUGUGAAGACCACGGAGAUAGAGUCAAUUAUGAUAUGACUGAUUUUGUGUAUAUCAUGUGAACUAUAUUUUCCAAGCUACAUUUACGUACUGAUGCAGAAACGCUAGAAAAUACGUUGUGUAUCAUAACCCUAUUGCUACCAUAAAUCUAAGAGAUUAAAAAUAAAGUGUUAUCUAUUUCUGUAAAAAUAUUGGCGUGAGUUUAAAUUGGAUUGAAAUAAGUUUUAAUUUCAUCGAUUCUAUUUGACAUUUUAAAAAGAUCAAUUUCUGUACGCUUUUAUAGUAUUUGUAGUUGGACUUUCCUUUUUAAAUCAAUUUUAUUACUAUUUUAUGAUGUUAAAGGCAUGUACAAUUUCCUACGAAUGGGAAAUAUUUCUAAGUAAUUCCCAUAAUGGGAAUCAAAGUGCACACAAUAAUGGUACUUAUAGACAAAUAUAUUUUAAUAGUGUAUUCACAUUUAUGACAAAUCACUGCAUGCAUUUUCUUCCAUACACAUUAUAUGUUGUAAAUAUUAGUAGUAAGAUGUUACCUGUUGUGGGCUGUUUUAGUUGAAUCCACUGGCAGUAGCGUUUUCCUAGUCUUUUGUAUCUGAUUUUUUAUAAGCAUUCUGUGUACAUUUGUCGACUCCAGUGGAUUUAGCUCGUGGUCGAAAA
Manduca sexta (tobacco hornworm) is the source of this 3022-nucleotide messenger RNA. Its product is annotated as BMP and activin membrane-bound inhibitor homolog. NCBI's taxonomy places the organism in Eukaryota, Metazoa, Arthropoda, Insecta, Lepidoptera, Sphingidae. Bases 318 to 1088 code for a protein of 256 amino acids. The record is from RefSeq and is a predicted model, not a curated record. The transcript has 5 exons.